Molecule: messenger RNA, 1044 nt
Organism: Penicillium odoratum
Lineage: Eukaryota; Fungi; Ascomycota; Eurotiomycetes; Eurotiales; Aspergillaceae
Product: type 1 glutamine amidotransferase
Exons: 1
Coding region: 1-1044 (347 amino acids)
Cellular component (GO): nucleus; cytosol
Source: RefSeq, a predicted model, not a curated record
AUGGCACACCAUAUCCACAUCGCCGUUCUAGACACGGACAUCCCCUGUCUGGCAGUAUACGCCCAGCGCGGUCUCUACAGUUCACAGUUUCGGGUCCUACUCCAGUCCGCCGCAGAGCGAGUCAACGCAAAUCCAGAACUACAGCUUCAAAAUGGACCACUAGCUGUACAUGUCACGGCCUUUGACGCCGUAGGAGGCAUGCUCCCACCUCUGGAAUGCCUACGGUCUCUUCCCCGAUCUCCAACAGACAAAGCUGGCCCAUUCAGCGCUAUCGAUGCGAUCCUUAUUACCGGAUCUGGAAGCUCGGCAUACGAUUCAAACCCAUGGAUCCGGCAACUUGAAUCCUUCAUUCAGACCGUGCAUAUCGAUUUCCCACUUGUCAAGAUAUUCGGUUCCUGCUUCGGACAUCAGAUCAUCGCACAAGCCCUUCUAUCAGGACUCAAUAAUCCCGAAGCUGAGGCUUCCCACCCAACAUUCCACGUCGAAAAGUCCACACAAGGCUUCGAGUUUGGCAUCCAGCCUAUCACCCUAAAUCAAUCCUUCACAUCACACUUCCCAAUGCUAGCACGCCACUCUUCACCUGCAACCCCAUUCCGCAUCCAGUUGAUUCACGGCGACAUCGUCGUCCCGACACCAGCUAUAAUAACCGCUGCCUCAGCCAGGCAUGAUGAUAUCCAGCUCCCACCAGGCUGGAUGAAUAUCGGCCACAGCGCAGCAUGCGAUAUCCAAGGCCUGUACUAUCCGGGUCGCAUCCUGUCGUACCAGGGACACUUUGAAUUCGACGUAUUCUCGAACCGUGCACUAUGUAUUGAGUUCGGGCGACGGGCGAAUUGGCCUGCGGACGUGAUUCAACAAUACGUUGAGUGGAUUGAGCGCGCACUUGUUCCUGGUGCUCGGGAUGAUGAUGAUGCACAGGCUGCUGCGGAGGCAGUGUUGCUUUUCUUUGCUGGUGAGGAUACCUCGGUUGCGCGGAAAGAUCUUGUGAUGGGUUUAGGGCUGGGAGGCUUUGCGUCUAAUGGGAUGCUUACGCCUCCACUCGAAUGA